Aspergillus caelatus is the source of this 973-nucleotide messenger RNA. RefSeq lists its product as uncharacterized. The record is from RefSeq and is a predicted model, not a curated record. Gene Ontology annotation, molecular function: protein binding. The transcript has 2 exons. The coding region runs from base 65 to 829 and encodes 254 amino acids. NCBI's taxonomy places the organism in Eukaryota, Fungi, Ascomycota, Eurotiomycetes, Eurotiales, Aspergillaceae.
GGCAUGUCAGCGAGCAAAAAUAAUCACUUCAGACAACCAUUGACUGUACACGGAAAUCCGGAAGAUGGCGACCCAAAACGCGCAAGAUAUUGUCCUCUCGACAUUCGAGCUUCUCGAGUUGAUCUUACUACAGCUAGACAAUCAAACCCUUCUCACGGCCCAGCGAACAUGCCAGACCUGGUACCAGAUAAUUCAAGAAUCAGUACCUGUUCAAAAAGCACUCUUUUUCAUCCCAACGGACUCGUCAUCUGCGAGUACCAAAGUGCAAAAUCCCUUACUUGCAAAAAUGUUUCCAAGCUUCUUCAAAUCAAACACAACUUUGCUAGCCAGCGUGGAUAUGCUGCAGCGACCUGAGAAGCUUGAGGCGUAUAUUAGACCUGAAGCAAGCUGGCGUCGGAUGCUUGUCCAGCAGCCUCCUAUAUUCAGAAUUGGAAUCCUCGUUUCCUGUUUUGCUAUGAGUGAGAGUUAUACUUUCCAUGAAAUCUCGACAAGAGAGAAUGGCCUGCGGAUGGAAGAAUAUUUCGAAUCCUUUCUAUUCCAUCGUGACAUGGUUAGGCUUGACAACCCGGUCGCCAUCUGGUGGCGCAACACUGAAUCUCCUGGAUGGCGUGGUAUAGAAGAGAUGACGAGCAGGACGCUUGAGACAGACCUUGUGAUUUACAUUCUUGGUGGCUCGACAUGUACAGACUAUGAUGACGAUUGGGUAACCGAAGAUGACAUACUAGCGCAUCGGAUUCGGGGCGUAUACCAAAAGUUGAAUAUCCAGCCUCCCAUACCAGCACGCGAGGCGAGGCUGAACGAGUGGGAAUACUCGCAGCCGUAUUAUUAACUUGCCUUCCAGGCUGGUGUUAUGUUUCUCGGAUGGACGUGAUAUGUAGAGGUGGUUUCAUAUCGGUGGCUGUAUUUAGCUUGUUGGAUCUAUGAACCAGUGGAAUAGCUAAUGGCACUAGCGCUAAUCUUUUAACUCCCUCAA